Metarhizium robertsii ARSEF 23 is the source of this 594-nucleotide messenger RNA. RefSeq lists its product as uncharacterized. Bases 1 to 594 code for a protein of 197 amino acids. The transcript has a single exon. The record is from RefSeq and is a predicted model, not a curated record. NCBI's taxonomy places the organism in Eukaryota, Fungi, Ascomycota, Sordariomycetes, Hypocreales, Clavicipitaceae.
AUGGCACCGCCGCUGCCCGUCCCAGUUACCGUCGCCUCCAACAGCCGCCUCCACAAGCGCGACGACUACGACGGGCCCAACCUUGCCGUGCUCAUCCCCGUCAUCGUCAUCCUCACCCUCAUAGCCGUCUUCUUCUUUGGCUGGCUAGGCGUGCCUUGGUCCAAAAUCAUGGCAUGGUGGAAGCGCAAGCGCUCGCGCACAGCCGCGACCUCCAAGGACCACCACGACCACGACCAAGAGUUGCAACACCAAAGCCCAUCUGGCCGCGCCGAGCCGCAGCCGCAGCCGCAACCGCAGCCGGGCUCGCGCCUGUCCUACGCAAAGGCCUUUGAGCGGAGCCACAUCGAUGCUCUCAAGCUGCCCAGCGUUGGCGCCGACCCCAAGCCCAAGAGUGCCAAGGAACCCAGCAAGCGCGUCAUGGAGGGAGAAGAGGCAAACCGCCCACCUACUCGAGCGUCGACCGAGGCGCCGCCAAGCGGUUCCCUCACGCCCGACUUGGCCGCGGGCCAGAUGACGCCCGGGCAGCAGAGCACGCUCAGUGCCGUGCCUGAGAGGAGAGCCUCGCCCUGGGACCCUACGAGAAAUCCCGAUUGA